UUGCGAACGUUCUUAUCAAGCUCUUUGUCGAAACGAGUAGUGCGGGUUUCGCGUAGCCCGUUCAACAAGUCAUGCGUGUCUUAAAUUUCAAAGAAUAACGGCAUGGACUCGUUCCGAAUCUUUUAACCUAUAUAAACCAGACAUACGCACCAUGUGUAGCUAUUAGCCGUUGUAGAUACGGCAAAGAGCAAUGGAUUUAUUAUUGUUGUUGAUUUUAUGUGCGAGCGCCUCUGGUGUGCAGAGAAAUUACCACUAUGUAAUUGCACCAAACGUUAUUCGCCUUGACAGUCAAGAGAAAGUCCUGGUUGGAAUAUUAGGCGGUAACCGAACUCAAGAACUUCAGAUAUGGUUCGAGUAUUUAGAUCAACAAUUACUGCGACAGUCAGUCUGGAUAUAUAGCCCGGAAACUCCAGUUCUGGUCACUUUCAAUGUCACCGCAAAUAAACUUUUCGCAAAUGUAGGAGAUGAAAUUAAAAAACGAUUUAAGCAAAAGACAAUUCGGCUUGUAUGUCAGGAUAAUUUCAAUAACAAGCAAAGCCAGGACGUUCCUCUCAGCUUCAAAUCCGGCUACCUGAUCGUGCAGACUGAUAAGCCCUUGUACAACCCAACGGAAACAGUGAACGUUCGAGUGUUGGCUAUGGAUGAAGAUAUGAAACCUGUCAAGAACAAGUACCUGGAAAUCGAUCUGAUUAAUCCAUCAAAUAUGGCUGUCGGCAGGCAGCAAGUUCGACCCGGAAGAUCUAUCAACGGUUUCUAUAGGUGUCAUUUCGAGCUUCCGCCUUCUCCAGAAAUAGGAACAUGGACUAUCAAAGCAAAAUUUGAAGACAUGUUGGAGACGUACUCUAUUGCCCCGAUUGACAUACGCGAAUUUGUACUUCCAACGUUUGGCAUACAUAUUCAGACGACACCUUCUUAUAUUUUGCCUACGGAUGAUACUGUAUAUGUCACGAUUACUGCAAUGUACGUGUACGGAAAGGCGGUUGAUGGUACUGCUCGACUUCACUUCGACAUUCGGAGGGAAGGUGAUAAAUCCAACCUUAAGAAGAUAUUCACCAUGUCAAACGUAGAGCAGCUUAGAAGAAGCGGCAAAGCACAUUUUACCAUUAACAUCAAGAAGUUAAAAGCGAACAAAGGUGGCAGCUUUCCAGCAGGUGGUGUCUUAGAGCUUUCGGCCACAGUUCAUGAGUCGGCAACGGGCAAAGAAGAAUCAAAAUUUGACGACUCCGUUAAGUUUGUGAAUGCCCCAUUUAGAUUCGAUUUAUCCAGAUCCAAGACUACAUUUCGAAGAGGUUCCAAUUACCUUCUGCAGGUGUAUGCAUUUUACGUGAAUGGAAAAAAGGCCGCGAAUACAAUGUUUAACGUAGAAGUGUACCAUGCCACUCGAAUGGUACAUUCACUAAACCGAACUACAGACAGUUCCGGUAAAUCUUUAGAUGUUUUAGAAUCUGCUGUAUUUGCGAAUCCCGGCACCUACACUCUUAAGGUGUUUACUCCUGGCUUUAGCAACUAUCGUGAGCAGUUACAAUUGCAGCAUUAUACCGGUGACACAACAAACAAUAUUGUCGUCGAGAAAGUCGAUUUGGAAGGACACCCAUUCAUGAGAGCAACCACAAAUAUCCAGUUGUUUGACGACUAUACAGGGAUAAUAUUCGUGGUAUUUGCUAGAGGAAAGAUUGUAUAUCAUGCAUACAGACCAGCUGCCAUGCAGCUAUCGAUACCACUGAAUGAAGAUAUCAUUGCGAAACUGGCUCCUGUUGGCAGAAUUGUAGCCUUCUAUGUCGAUAAAAGGACUAACACGGUUGUCGCUGACUCGUUGUCAUUCUACAUUGAAUCCGAUCAGCGCAAAAAUAAGCUGAAAAUUGAACAACCAAAACUGCAAGUCUUUCCUGGAGAGGUGUUAGAAUUAUCGGUUUUUGGACCAUCGGGCAUGUGGGUCGGCUUUAACGUUAUCGACAAGGCGUUACUGCUUCUUAACAGCGAUAAAACAUUGACACACGACAAGCUUCUUAAAGAGAUGGGAAAUCACGACCUUGGUUGUGGAGCGGGUUCCGGAACAACAACGGAGGAAAUACUCAAGAACGCGGGUGUCACCCUUCUAAUAAGCUCGGGCACACUCAACAAGGAUCGUCUACGACGCCAUUCUGAAAGCUGUAUGGGGAUGAAACGUCGUCGACGCUCUUUGACUGAACACCAGUUAGCUAGUGGUCGAUCAGUGUUUGACUCUCAGACCCAAUAUCAAAUGGAUAUUGACAGACUUCGAGACUUCGGUAUUCGCAGAAUAAACGUUCGACGGCGAUUUGAUACUUCCCACUUUUUUGAGGAGAAAAUGAUAAGUGGCAGCAACUUCACGCUUAUAAAAUUCAAAGACUCUAUAACGGAGUGGACAAUUCAAGCGAUUGGCAUCUCGGAGGACGACGGACCGUAUAUCGCUGAUUCAAAAGAUGUAAAAACUUUCAGAGACUUCUUUGUUCAGGUUGAUCUGCCAUACAAAGCGACUCGGAAAGAAAUGUUCAAUGUCAAAGUGACUGUGUGUAAUUAUAUGAAAACUGAACAGACUGCACGCGUGUACUUGAAAGGCGUUGACAAGGUUUGUUACGGCACAACUCCUGGACAGAAUUCACCACCACAGACUCUAACGCUGCCUCCGAACAGCGCAAAAUCCCUGUCGUUUGGAGCUAUAGCGCUUCAAGAAGGUAAUUAUCCUAUAACGGUAUCGGCGCUGGUAGUCAACGAUGAUCAACCAUAUGUGGAUGUUUUGGAAAAACAGUUAUACGUUGUGAACGAGGGGUUUCAGGAGCGGAAAACGAUCACAGUAUGCCUCGAUCCUGCUAAUGAAUCACAAAGUUGCAUAAACAGUCCCGGAGUCACGAGACAUCAGCCGACAUUUAGUCGUAACAGACCGUCGAUUAUGAUGACCGUUGAAUUAACACUCCCCGAAUCGGCAUUACGAGGAUCAGGAUCGGCAAACGCAUAUCUUUCAACUUGCAGUGCAAGAAACUACAUUCCCGAAGUUGACCUGGAAACUACGAUAGAGAGCGGUGACGGACAACGGUUUAUACGUUAUCGAAUAAGCAAUCAAAAUACCGUUCUGAAUGCAUUAUUUCCAAUGAAAGUUCCGAACGGCGACAAGCUAAAAGUAACAGUAACGGGCGUUGGAACAGGUAUUUUAAAAAUAGACCUAUUCUACAGACGACUGGCGAAUAAAGAAGAGAUUUGUCCCUUUGAAAUCAGCCGAAUCAAAAUCAAAGAAGUAAUCACAGAGAUUGCUGAUAAUCAAGAGAUUCGCCUUCUUGAUACACCAAGACCAUGCGAUGUGUGCGGGUAUUGUCCGGAAUCGGAGCCAGUCCAUGGUAACAUUAGUCUGCCUCGAAAACGGCAAAAACGUCAGGUGCAAGAGGAACGUCCACAUCUAAAAUGUGUUGAGUUCAGUGUUAGAACUAAGUCGCCAAGUUAUGAGGCGGGAAUGGCGAUUGUAGAGGUCAAUUUAGAAACGGGAAUGAGCGUUGUGGAAUCAGAUCUGAAGAUUUUACAGAGAAAUUACACCGUGUUUCCCUUAUAUGAAAUGCCAACAGACGGGAAAGGAUUCAUCAUAUUUUACCUUUCAAAGGUAACGUCCCGUCCGAUAAACAUCAUCUUUCGGCUUAAGGAUGAUUUUUCAGGAAAUGAACCGACACGUCAGGAGGCAUCAGUUCGAGUCUACGACUAUUACAAUCCAGAGAAGUCCUGUAUAACACAGUAUAGUAUCAACCCUAACAAAGCGUAUCCAGUUGCCAUACCAUGUGAAGGUGGUGAACAGUGCAAAUGUGUUCAAAGUCAGUGUCCUCAGCCUGUUGAUGACGAACUGUUCCGAAUGGCAUCAGCCUUAGCCAACGAACAAAAUGCCGUAAAAAAGCGCACUCUUCCAAGUCCCAUUGACAAGCUAAUGGAAUAUGCGUGUAACUUCGAAAAGGCCAACUACGUUGUCUACGUUACGAUUAUGGCAAUUGCCAACGACACCCAAAGGAACGUCAGAUUUGCCAGCUCGACCGUUAAAAAUGUUCUUCUACAAGGUGAUUUGUUCUAUCCCGUUGCCUAA
This is a messenger RNA of Dreissena polymorpha, 4075 nucleotides long. RefSeq names its product complement C4-B-like. The record is from RefSeq and is a predicted model, not a curated record. The transcript is spliced from 33 exons. Gene Ontology annotation, molecular function: endopeptidase inhibitor activity. Gene Ontology annotation, cellular component: extracellular region. The coding region runs from base 191 to 4075 and encodes 1294 amino acids. NCBI's taxonomy places the organism in Eukaryota, Metazoa, Mollusca, Bivalvia, Myida, Dreissenidae.